UCUGGUCCUUUGCUCCUUCUCAGUUGCCCCGGUGUCCACCUACUCCGCCGGUGUCCACCGGUCAUGGCGGACAAGAUGUCGAAGUUUAAGACAGUGAAGAAGGACUUCCGGCUUCCGACGAGACUUCCCAAAAGCGAAAGGCCGGAGCCCGAGGUGGACCUGGAGGUGAUGCAUCAUGCAGAGGAUAUGGACAGUGACUCGGAUGUGGACCCGGCUUACAUCUCACCCAAAAUCCGUCAGCAGCUGGGUGUGCCCUUGGAGGUGAAGCUCCCUCCAGCACUGCAAGCAGCAGCUGAGGAGACCGGCUAUACCAAGGGUGUCCGGAAGAUCCAGAAGGCAGUUGUGAAGAUGCAGGCCUCCAAGAGGGACGACCAUUUGAAAGAGAAGCCACCACCAAUGGGAUCGGUGCAUUUCGAUGAGCAGCUGCUGCGGAAGCUCUUCCAGAAGAUGGACCGCUUCUUGCACCGCCAUGCCAUCAGCAGCAAGGUGCUGCGACAUUUAUUUCUCCAAAUGGGUCGUGAGAUCGCGGCAGAAGAGUUGGAGGCCAUGAUCACCAUGGUGGACAUGAAAGAGAUGGGCACCGCCACCUACGAAGAUUUUGCCGCCAUUUUCGGCAAUCCUGCCGAGUCCCUACGCCAGGUGAACGUGGAAGCGGUCCAAGCGGCGGCGCGGGGAGAAGUCAGGCACAAGAAGGAUCACCUCUUGCCUGAGUUGGAGGAGGAUAGCGAGGAAGAAGACCAGAAUAGUGAUGGUGAAGAUCAAGAGGAGGAAGAUGACGCCGUUGAAAAUGGUUGAUUCCUCACAUUCAGGCCUUGUCCAGAGAUUUUCCAGUAGGCCCUGGGCCGUUUUGGCCAAAAGUUGACAAUCUUGUCGUCUCGUCGGUGUUUUUCCCGAAUGCGUAGCGAAGGGUUCCCGUUUAUAGUUGGGGGUCUGGGGGUUGGAGCUGUGUUCGCGUGGCUUGCGUCGUGUCGUCGUCUCUCGUCGUCUGUCGUCGUCUCUGGUCGUUUGUCGUCGUCGUCGCGUCUCAAAUUUGCUGCCAUUGGGGGAAGCUUUUGCAAGGGACUUUGCAUGGACGUGUCACGUGUCAGUUUGCGUCGCUAUUCCAUUGUGAUUUGCAUGA
Molecule: messenger RNA, 1120 nt
Organism: Durusdinium trenchii
Lineage: Eukaryota; Dinophyceae; Suessiales; Symbiodiniaceae
Source: the annotation of a GenBank genome assembly